Serpula lacrymans var. lacrymans S7.9 is the source of this 1352-nucleotide messenger RNA. RefSeq lists its product as uncharacterized. Gene Ontology annotation, biological process: cytoplasmic translation. The record is from RefSeq and is a predicted model, not a curated record. Bases 233 to 1183 code for a protein of 316 amino acids. Gene Ontology annotation, molecular function: metal ion binding; mRNA binding. Gene Ontology annotation, cellular component: cytosol. NCBI's taxonomy places the organism in Eukaryota, Fungi, Basidiomycota, Agaricomycetes, Boletales, Serpulaceae. The transcript is spliced from 8 exons.
ACCUGCGGGUUGCCUUGAAGCCACGAACUCGACUGCAUUACCAGCUGCACCUUUUACGGCGACCGUCCUCCUGUCUUUACCUGUGCCCCCAUAGAUCUUUCAAGAUGCCUCCAAAGAAACAGAACGUGCCUAGCUCUUCCAAAGUCAAAGAUGACAAGACCUUUGGGAUGAAAAAUAAAACAAAUCUGCGAAAGUUCAGAAGCAGGUUCAGCAAAUCCAGCAGCAGGCGUCGAUGGCAGGAAAGUCCAAGGAAGCUCUUGCCAAGGAGAAGGAGAAGGACCUUCGUGCAAAGGCCAAAUUGGAUGAGGAAAAACGCAAGAAGGAAGAAGCAGCUUUAUUCAAGCCAGUUCAGCAACAGAAAGUGCCAUUUGGAGUGGAUCCCAAGACCGUUCUCUGUGCUUUCUAUAAAGCAGGCAACUGUGAGAAGGGGACCAAAUGUAAGUUCAGCCACGAUAUGAAUGUUGGACGGAAAGUAGAGAAGAAGAACUUGUAUGAGGACAGUCGAGAAGACAAGCUAAAUGACACAAUGGAGUCAUGGGACGAGGAGAAGCUGAGAAGUGUUGUACUUUCGAAGCAUGGAAACCCUCGGACGACUACAGAUAUCGUGUGCAAAUUCUUCAUAGAAGCUAUAGAAACACAAAAAUUUGGAUGGUUCUGGGAGUGUCCAAACGGAGAAAAAUGCCAAUAUCGGCACGCUCUACCUCCUGGAUUUGUGCUGAAGUCGGAAAGGAAGGCUGCUGAAGCUGCUGCUAAAGCGAACACUAUCAGUCUUGAGGAAUUCCUGGAAGUGGAGCGACAUAAACUUGGUUCCAAUCUAACACCUGUAACACCCGAAACCUUUGCAAAAUGGAAGAAGACAAGGAUGGAUAAGAAGGAAGCAGAGACAGAGGCUCUUCGUAAAACCAAGGAGACGCAACACGCAGCAGGAAAGAACACAGGAAUGAGUGGAAGGGAUUUGUUCCAAUUCAACCCCGAGUGGUUCCAAGAUGAAGAUGACGGAGACGAAUCCGAAGACUGGGACCUUUCGAAAUAUAGAAAAGAAAAGGAGGAUGAAGAUUAUGACAGAGAGCAAGACAGAUUACAGUCAGGAAUGGAAGAUGCCAGCAUUGAUGGUAGUAAUGAUGGCGGAGGACAAGAUAACGGAGGGGAGGACAACGUUGGCUCGGCGGAUGGGGACGAGUAGAAUAAUGUUGCUGGAACACCACACCCGCACCAUUAUUUAUCACUGAACCUUGCAUGCGGUUGUACCAGCAUUUAUGUACUUACGAAAGUCGGAUGGACGUCAGAUACGCUUACUAUCUACUUUUGUAAGUUCCCUGGUAAAUGAAAUGUGGCAAACCUCUGCCAGGACU